Rubroshorea leprosula is the source of this 752-nucleotide messenger RNA. The record is from the annotation of a GenBank genome assembly. NCBI's taxonomy places the organism in Eukaryota, Viridiplantae, Streptophyta, Magnoliopsida, Malvales, Dipterocarpaceae.
GGACCAUCUGACUACUGAAAUGGUUUUCGCUGAUAAGAAGAAAAAUUUUAUUCAUGCUAUCAUUUGGAGUUCCAAUAUUCUACGAUUUAAGAAUAAGUUGGUGGAAGGAAAUGUUUAUUAUGUGAAAAAAUUUUCCGUCGAAAAGAAUAAGGAUACUUAUCGUGUUGUCUCUCAUAACAACUACAAGAUUCAAUUUCACCUUGAUACUACUGUCAAAGAAAUAAUCGAAGAAGUUGCAGAGAUUCCGAGAUUUGUAUUUGAACUCACGGAUUAUGAGAAGCUUCUCGAGAAAAGGAACAAAUGCCUUUGUGAUGUUAUUGGAGUUUUAGUUGGUGUUGGAACUCCACAAGAAAGGCAAGCAAAUGGUAGUAAUGUUACUUGCAUGGAAUUACAUAUUGAAGAUCAAAGGAAAAACCGUUUGAAUGUAACACUUUGGUCUUCCAUGAUAAAUCAAUUUGAGCAAAUUAGAUUUUCUAAUUACUCAAAUGUGGAAGUCGUUAUAUUCACAUCUAUGAUCGUCAAGGACAAUAGAGGAGGAAUUUCAUUGUCGAGCUCUCAAUCUACAAAGAUUUAUAUGGAUGACAAUAUUGUUGAAAUAGCUGACUUCAAAGGAAGCAUUGAAGAAGCAGGGUUAGCUCCUAAUGUACAACUAAUCUGUUAGAAUGACACUUGAAAAGGUUUUUUUUUUUUAUUAUAUGUAUUUUUAAAAUUCCUUUAAUUGGUAAUUAUUUUUAUUUUCUUAAUAAUUAUUU